Messenger RNA from Sphaerulina musiva SO2202, 252 nucleotides. RefSeq lists its product as uncharacterized. The annotation marks the transcript as partial. The record is from RefSeq and is a predicted model, not a curated record. The transcript has a single exon. Lineage: Eukaryota; Fungi; Ascomycota; Dothideomycetes; Mycosphaerellales; Mycosphaerellaceae.
GCGAAGUACUUCAACGCGAAGUAUACUAUAAUAGGGUUUAAGGUAGGGGAUAUAGUACUACUAUCUACUAAGAACCUAAGAUUAAAGGUACUAACGAAGAAGUUCGUAGAUAAGUUCGUAGGACUAUUUAAGGUAAUUAAUAUCGUAGGGAAGCAGGCGUACCGCCUAGCCCUACUAGUAGGAUCUCAGAUCUAUAACGUCUUCUACGUCUUAUACCUCGAGCCCUAUAAGGGCCGCGUAGGUAACGUAUAG